GUGCGUGCUCCUCUCUCUUUCUCUCUCUGCAUUUACCACCCUGUUCUGUGAUCACACGGCACAGCAUUUUCCACCAAGAGCUGCGUGUCUGUGUGCGUGUCUGUGUCUGUGAGUGUGAGAAGAGAACGUGCGUCACCUGCGAAGCCACUCCAUCCUCCUCGCCUCGCCUCGAGAGCGUUCUGCUCCACGUAUCGUUGUCGUGGGCCCUUCUUUGUUGACAUCAUAUUUAUAUAUUUCCACUGAACGUUUGCCGUGCCCACCCAUGAGCUCGUUGCCGACUCUCGUGUUCGUGUACGGUACGCUGCUGCGCGGCGAGAACAACUACCCGUACUGGCUCGCAGAAGCGGCCGAGGCGGUCUUCAUUGCGCGUGCCCGUACGGUGCAUCGCUACCCUCUCUUCGUGAAUUUUCUGCCAGAGCAGAUUGACUGCUCUCCGUGUGUGCUGGAUCUUCCGGACUGCAACGUGACGGGCUGUGCGCAGGUGGAAGGCGAACUCUUCGCGGUGUCGGACAAAAUGAAGGCGUGGCUCGACGUCCUGGAGGAUAUCUCCGGUGGCACCUACGUGUCGGUAGCGACCGCGAUUGAGGUCUGCGAGGCCCCCAGUGCGUCCUACCGUCAACGCGCCGGCAGCAUUCCCCACGCCAUCCCGUGCCCAACGACGGCGUCCGCGGAGCUGGCGGUGGUCACCGCCGCGCUGUACUUCCGUGCAAAAAAUUAUCCGUCGGACUGGGCCGCACCGUCGCCGAAGAGCAGCUCCAAGUUGCUGGUCAAGUUUUCCGCUGCGGAGAUGCUACGGACGUACGGGAAGCGCUUCAACGGCGGUCUGCCGGCGCACCUCCGCGACGGCCCCAGCGGUACUACGGCUGUGGCGAUGCAGAAGGAGCUGAAUGCGUUGCCGGAGGCGUAUUGGCCGCCGUCGACGCGGGCCUACCACACCAUGGCUGCGCGCCACCCCGACGUGCCGACGCCCUCGCACGGCGCCCCCCUUUUCCCGAAGCCGAUGGUGCUCUUCAUCAUUGACGGCAUCGGCGACAACACCUACAGUGAGCUAGGCCGCCGGACGCCGCUGGAGGUGGUAGCCGGCGUUCCCGCCGUUGCCCCGCUCGCCGCGUCGAGCGCAGGACCCGUUUUCUCGGUAGUGGAGGAGGUGCUGCCCGUAGCGGAGGUAGAGCCGUGCAAUACAGCAGCUGCUGCUGCGCUGCGGGCGACGGUGAAUACGCACGUGACGCCGGGCAUCAACAUCGUCGCGCGACACGGUGUAAACGGCGUGAUGGACCCCUACAUGGCCGGAAAGAGCUGCGGCAGCGACACCGCCCAUCUCAGCCUGUUCGGCUACCCGCCAACGAUGUACUACCGCGGCCGUGGUGCCUACGAGGCGCUCGGGGCAGGGUUGGAGCUGGAGGACGAGGACGUUGCCUUCAAGAGCAAUUUCUCCACCUUUGCCGAUCCCGCAGAGGAGUUGUGCGGCGACGAGGACCCAGCGUUGGAGGCGAAGGCUAUUGCCACCACAGCGCCGACCGAUCAAUACGUCACGCACCGCCGCUGCGACCGCGACUUCACCCAGGAAGGCCCGCUGCUGUGUCAGGACCUGAACGGCAUGACGGUGCCGUGCGAUCUCCACGGCGUCCCCUUUGACUACCCGCACACCAUCAAAAUGCAAUACGCGACGGAGCACCGCUGCGGGGUGGCGCUGAGCGGGGCCCGCCGCGUUCUUCACGCUGACGGCACCUCCGCGCAGGUGCUGGGCAUGCUGUCGGACAAAAUCACCGGCACCGACCCCUUGAAGGACGGCCGUCUACUGCUGCACUGCACGCCAACGGUGGCGGAGGACCACCCCGAGUACGCGGCGGCGCUCUACACGUGUCGGCUGGUCGAGGCCGCGUCGGCGGCGCUGACGAAGCGGCUGAGGUCGCACCCGGUCAACGACGCCCGUCGCCAGCACAACCGCAACGCAGCUGCAGCGCAUGCAAGUAAUGCAGACUCCACAGGCAGCCCUGCUGCUGCGCGGAAAAACAUCGCCAACCUCAUUUUGUUUCGUGGCGCGGCCAAGAAAGGGUGGGUGCCGACCUUUGCGGUGCGCCACGGCCUCUGCGGACUGAUUUUGGCCCCCACCUGCAUCAUUAAAGGGCUCGGCAUCUGCUGCGGACUGCGCGGCGAGGUCUGUGCGGCUUGCGACCCGUCCGGGCAGGCGUCCCUGCGCGGGGCUACUGGUGACUACCAUUCCGACUUGAUGGUGAAGGUGCGCGCGGCAUUGCACGCCCUGCGUAUCGAGUGCCCAAAGGCGCAUGAAGGCGCCGUGACCCAUUCCCUUUCCACUGCCACUGCCGCCGAAGAGGUCAGCCACAUCGCGGAUGUGCAUUACAACUUCGUUGUUGUCCACGUGAAGGGCGUGGACGACGCGGGCCACGACAAGAGUCUUGCGCAGAAACUGGAGAUGCUGCGCCGGUCUGGACUCGCGUUGGAGGCGCUGUGGGAGGCACUGCCCGCCGGCUCCACCGUGGCCGUGAUCGCAGAUCACUCCACCCCGCUCGCUGUGGGUGAUCACUGCUGCGAGCCGGUGCCUGUGUCCGUCGCGGUGAAAGGUGCGGGGCCGACCGAAGGAGACGGCGCGGCGACGACGUCCGCGGCGGGUCCGUGCGACGCUGUGCAGCUCUACAGCGAGGUUUUGGCAGCGUCUGGGGCCUUGGGUCGCUUCCGCGGCGACGAGCUGAUCCCGCUCAUGAAGCACGUGCAUCACCACUACCACUACACCUAA
Messenger RNA from Leptomonas pyrrhocoris, 2755 nucleotides. RefSeq names its product putative mitochondrial 2,3-bisphosphoglycerate-independent phosphoglycerate mutase. The transcript has a single exon. The record is from RefSeq and is a predicted model, not a curated record. Lineage: Eukaryota; Euglenozoa; Kinetoplastea; Trypanosomatida; Trypanosomatidae. Gene Ontology annotation, molecular function: metal ion binding. The coding region runs from base 263 to 2755 and encodes 830 amino acids.